Molecule: messenger RNA, 8809 nt
Organism: Vicugna pacos (alpaca)
Lineage: Eukaryota; Metazoa; Chordata; Mammalia; Artiodactyla; Camelidae
Gene: SLC4A8
Product: solute carrier family 4 member 8
Biological process (GO): bicarbonate transport; transmembrane transport; monoatomic anion transport
Cellular component (GO): plasma membrane
Molecular function (GO): sodium:bicarbonate symporter activity; solute:inorganic anion antiporter activity; monoatomic anion transmembrane transporter activity
Source: RefSeq, a predicted model, not a curated record
GAAGCCUCGCGCGCCGGUGGCUAUGGAGGCGGCGGCAGUUGAUGGUUGACCGUUGGCUCCGGGGUAGGGGUCGCCGCUCGGGCGAUUCGCUCAAACCCGACCAGAGAGCGUGGACAGCUGACGCUCGGCCUGGAGCCCGCGGGCGAGACCUAGCUGGGUUCCGCCAUGCGGGCCGGGAGUAACGAGCCGGACGGCGUCCUCAGCUAUCAGAGACCAGAUGAAGAAGCUGUGGUGGAUCAAGGUGGGACCAGUACAAUUCUCAACAUUCACUAUGAGAAGGAGGAGUUGGAAGGUCAUAGAACCCUGUAUGUGGGGGUCCGGAUGCCACUGGGCCGGCAGAGCCAUCGGCACCACCGAACCCACGGCCAGAAGCACCGGAGGCGAGGGCGGGGCAAAGGAGCCAGCCAGGGGGAGGAAGGCUCGGAGGCCCUGGCCCAUGGUAACGCCCUCGCACCCUCAGGAGAGGACACACCAUCUCAGCGUGUUCAGUUCAUUCUUGGCACUGAGGAAGAUGAGGAGCAUGUGCCUCACGACCUGUUCACAGAGCUGGAUGAGAUCUGUCUGAAAGAGGGAGAAGAUGCCGAGUGGAAGGAGACAGCCAGGUGGCUGAAGUUUGAAGAGGAUGUCGAGGACGGGGGAGAACGCUGGAGCAAGCCUUACGUGGCGACCCUAUCACUGCACAGUCUCUUUGAGCUCAGGAGCUGCCUUAUCAAUGGGACGGUCCUCCUGGAUAUGCGAGCAAAUAGCAUAGAAGAAAUUUCAGACCUGAUCCUGGACCAGCAAGAACUGUUCAGUGACCUGAAUGACAGCAUGAGGGUUAAAGUACGAGAAGCCCUUCUCAAAAAGCACCAUCAUCAGAAUGAAAAGAAGAGAAAUAACCUCAUCCCCAUUGUCCGUUCCUUUGCUGAAGUGGGCAAGAAGCAGUCUGAUCCACAUUUAAUGGAUAAACAUGGUCAAACCGUGUCUCCUCAGUCCAUUCCAACUACAAAUCUAGAAGUGAAAAAUGGUGUGAAUUGUGAACACAGUCCUGUGGAUUUAAGCAAGGUGGACCUUCACUUUAUGAAAAAAAUCCCCACUGGGGCAGAGGCCUCGAAUGUCCUGGUUGGAGAGGUGGACACGCUGGACCGCCCCAUCGUUGCCUUUGUGAGGCUGUCUCCGGCCGUCCUUCUGUCAGGCCUGACGGAAGUGCCCAUCCCAACAAGAUUUUUGUUUAUCCUGUUGGGUCCGGUAGGGAAAGGUCAGCAGUACCAUGAGAUUGGCAGAUCCAUGGCCACCAUCAUGACAGAUGAGAUUUUUCAUGAUGUGGCAUACAAGGCAAAAGAGCGAGACGACCUGCUGGCAGGGAUUGAUGAGUUCCUAGACCAGGUGACGGUGCUGCCUCCAGGGGAGUGGGACCCAUCCAUUAGGAUUGAGCCACCCAAAAACGUCCCUUCCCAGGAGAAAAGGAAAAUGCCUGGAGUCCCAAAUGGAAAUGUUUGCCAUAUCGAACCGGAAGCACAUGGGGGCCACAGCGGACCAGAGCUUCAGCGCACUGGGCGGCUCUUUGGGGGCUUGGUGCUGGACAUCAAGCGGAAGGCCCCCUGGUACUGGAGCGACUACCGGGAUGCACUUAGCUUACAGUGUUUGGCCUCCUUUCUGUUCCUGUACUGUGCCUGCAUGUCACCUGUCAUCACCUUUGGGGGAUUGCUCGGAGAAGCCACCGAGGGGCGCAUAAGUGCAAUUGAAUCCUUGUUUGGAGCCUCCAUGACGGGGAUUGCCUACUCCUUGUUUGCUGGACAGGCUCUCACCAUCCUGGGAAGUACUGGGCCAGUGCUUGUGUUUGAAAAGAUUUUGUUCAAAUUCUGCAAAGACUACGCUCUUUCGUACCUCUCCCUGCGAGCAUGUAUCGGACUGUGGACCGCCUUCCUGUGUAUUGUCCUUGUGGCAACCGACGCCAGUUCCCUCGUUUGUUACAUUACCCGCUUCACUGAAGAAGCAUUUGCCUCCCUGAUCUGCAUUAUUUUCAUUUAUGAAGCAAUAGAAAAGCUAAUUCACCUGGCGGAGACCUACCCCAUCCACAUGCACAGCCAGCUGGACCGCCUUAGCCUCUAUUACUGCAGGUGUACUCUCCCAGAGAAUCCAAACAACCACACCUUACAGUACUGGAAGGACCACAACAUCGUGACAGCGGAAGUCCACUGGGCUAACCUGACUGUCAGUGAGUGCCAGGAGAUGCACGGGGAGUUCACGGGCUCCGCGUGCGGCCAUCAUGGACCCUAUACUCCUGACGUGCUCUUUUGGUCCUGCAUUCUCUUCUUCACCACCUUCAUCCUCUCGAGCACCUUGAAGACGUUUAAGACAAGCCGCUAUUUCCCAACCAGAGUCCGCUCCAUGGUGAGUGACUUUGCUGUUUUCCUCACUAUCUUCACAAUGGUGAUUAUCGACUUUUUGAUUGGAGUCCCAUCACCAAAGCUUCAAGUUCCCAGUGUAUUCAAGCCAACGAGGGAUGAUCGAGGGUGGAUUAUUAGCCCCAUUGGCCCCAAUCCCUGGUGGACUGUGAUAGCUGCAAUUAUCCCAGCUCUCCUCUGCACUAUCUUAAUAUUCAUGGACCAGCAGAUCACAGCUGUCAUCAUUAACAGGAAGGAGCACAAGCUCAAGAAAGGAUGUGGCUACCACCUGGACCUGCUGAUGGUGGCCAUCAUGCUGGGUGUUUGCUCCGUCAUGGGCCUGCCCUGGUUUGUGGCUGCAACUGUCCUGUCCAUCACACACGUGAACAGCCUCAAGCUGGAAUCUGAGUGCUCUGCCCCUGGAGAACAGCCUAAAUUCUUGGGUAUCCGAGAACAGAGAGUGACAGGCCUUAUGAUCUUUGUACUGAUGGGCUGCUCAGUCUUCAUGACGGCUAUAUUAAAGUUUAUCCCGAUGCCAGUGCUCUAUGGCGUUUUCCUCUACAUGGGAGUUUCUUCGCUGCAGGGGAUUCAGUUCUUUGAUCGCCUGAAGCUGUUUGGGAUGCCUGCAAAGCACCAGCCGGAUUUCAUCUACCUUCGGCACGUGCCGCUGCGCAAAGUGCAUCUCUUCACCCUCAUCCAGCUCACCUGCCUUGUCCUGCUCUGGGUCAUCAAGGCAUCUCCAGCCGCCAUCGUCUUCCCAAUGAUGGUUUUGGCCUUGGUCUUUGUCAGGAAAGUCAUGGAUCUCUGUUUCUCUAAGCGAGAGCUGAGCUGGUUAGAUGAUCUCAUGCCUGAAAGCAAAAAGAAGAAGUUGGACGAUGCCAAAAAGAAGGCCAAGGAGGAAGAGGAGGCUGAGAAAAUGUUAGAAAUUGGGGGAGACAAGUUCCCCUUAGAGAGCAGGAAGUUACUAAGCAGUCCUGGAAAGAACAACAGUUUCAGAUGUGACCCCUCUGAGAUUAAUAUAUCUGAUGAGAUGCCUAAAACCACGGUCUGGAAAGCUCUCAGUAUGAAUUCGGGAAACACAAAGGAAAAGAGUCUCUUCAACUAAAAGUCUUUGCUGGGAUGGAGGAUUUGGGCCAUGAGGUGCCUCAGGGAAGUUCUGGUUACAGAGAAGAUGGCGAGUCCCUCAGAGAAGAAGCGCGCCUAAGUCUGGCCCUGUCCUUGGUCCUGUCCAAGCCAUGCCGAGCAUUCAGUUGUUCGUGGUGUGCCUCGGGGGCCUCGCCUGGAGUGAGCGUGGAAGCAGAAGACCACUCCCUGGUACUUCUCCUCUUCCUCCUCUUUCUCUUCAGAGCUGCCAUCAUUGAAGACCUAGCUUCCCAUUUUCCAGACAUUUUCUCUGAAACCCUCUGCUGGCCUGCUGAGCCAUAUGUAUCCAUUCCGCCACUGAGGAUUUCUUCAAUGAGCUUCCACUUCCUAAAGGACGGAGUGGGGGAUUGGGAAGAGAGCAGAGAGAAAAGGAGAGCCUCUCCAGCCCCAUAGUGACUGCAGGCUCCCGGGCAGCCCUGGGCCUGGGUUUGGCUGCCUACUCUGGGGGAUGCUGGUCAGCCCCAGAGGCUGUCAGGAGGGUCUGCUCUUAGGUGGGCCAGCACCCUGGGCACUGGCAGUGCCCACCUACAUAGCCAGAAGAUGCUUCUGAUCCGGGUAUAUCUUCUUCACUCCUUAGCAGCAGCCUGCACAACUCAGCGAGCACCUUCGAUGAUGAAAGGGCCAAGGGCAACAUUGGAGUUGCUUAGCUUGGACAGGAAAAGGCUCCAGGGAAAAUCAAUAAUGAUGAGUGAGGAUGAGCAGCUCCUCUUGGUUUCGCUGAUAGAGUAAUAGAACGCAUCAAUUGCUACAGAAGGAAUUAGUUUAGACACCAGGAAGGACUUCCUACAUAGCCUGAAGAUUUGUCAUAGUGUCUGCUUUCUAGAUACCUGGGAAAGGUUUGAUUCUAGUUGUUGGUGAGUAGAAAGGGAUGUAAGGUGUUUUUAUUGGCCAUGUUGUGGAAACACCGUGUCUGGCUGCUGUCUCUAGAGGACACAUUCUGAUUCCAUUCCUGGAGAGACCCAAGUGCUUACAUAAUGUCUCCUUAGCUGCCUUAGUAGCAAACCAUCAUCAACUCAACGGACCAAACCACCUUCACCAUCAUGAAUUUUUUUGCUGACAAAUGCCCUGACUUUCAGGUGUAAAAAGCCACACUGGGAGAUGAACUUUAAGUGGUGAAAUUAGUUUUGGUAUUUAGUUUAAAACUGUAUUUAUAGUUUCUGUCUUCUCUUCUCUGUUGCAAUGAAUACCAAGGGUUUGGGCUCCAUCAUGUAUAGACUUUCCCUUCCUUUGUACACAGAAUGUGAUUAACAAGUGUGUCCAUACCCAGGGAAUCUGAUCAUAUCAGUUUCUAUCCCAGAAAGUAUUUGUACAGUGCUACCAUCCCCUGGUGUGCUCCCCAUUCAUAGGUGAAGAGUUGGCUACAUAACAUUAUUGAAUUUUGCAUUCCUGAGACUCUGAAAAUGUAUUAGUGUAUUCUAGUCUCACUCUAAGAAUCUUUGAUAUUGAAGGAAUCCUGCAUUUCUUUCAUAUUUCCCUAUCUCUUAAAGCCACAAUUAUUUUAGUUUACAGAUGAUUUUCAAAAUAUUUAACAACUAGUACUGGAUGGACACCAACCACUCAGAACGGAUACCUGCUGUAAACAAGCAGUACGUAUGGCACUAGUGCCUACUGGCUGAAUGUCACUCUGCUUUCAAAUAUUAAAAUGAUACCCCUUUGGACUGUGGGUAUGGUUCCUGCUUGUCUGAUUUCCGCUCACAAGGCGGUUUUAGGGACAGCCUCUUCUUCCGUUCACAUGGUGCAGACAGGAACAGGCAUGCUUCUUGAACUAUAUGGGCAUUAAAAUCUUUGUGAGCCAAAGCUUCACAUUUUAUCACCUUAGGAUAAAUGUAAUCAUUGUACCCAUUUACCUACCUAAUUUAGAAAAAUCAAAAGGCAGCCUGUCAAUGGGAAAAGCUUUCUUGCCGACUCUUCCGGCCCUCUGUGGCUGCUUCCUUCAGCUUACCUCUUUUUCAUCUUCUCUGUUCCCUGAGAACAUCCCCCCAUCCUUCCACCGUCUUGCCCCUCGCACCUCUCCCUGCCACCUCUGUGUAGGGAGGGUGGCGACUGCUUCACCUGUUCCCCUAUCCUCAGCAUGGCUGUGAGAAAUGUAACAGGGAAGAAUCCAUCAUUCUGCAAAUCUAGGUGACAGCGUCACUCAGAAACAUCUCUCUUCUGAUACACUGACGUCUUGUGAUGCCCUGUGCUGCCAGCUUCUUGAGCGUGGGGAGCCUGUCUUUGUUAACCCUGUGGAGUGCACUUCCCAAGCCAAACCCUCCCAGGUUACUGCGCCUGAGGAAUGUUAGCUACUUUGGAAGGCUCUGCCAGGCUUUUUAGGUUCUUAGGUUUUCCUCAAACAAUAGCUCACCUCCUUUGUGCUGCAUCUCGGUGGUAGGAAUCAUUCCCCAUCCUUCCUCUUUUGUCUUUCCCAAGUUCCACCCAACACUCAACCCUAGUCCUAGCUGCUUCCCUGCUCAGGUCUGUGGCUGGUGACUAUCGGUGGCUGAGUCAAGCUAGGUGGCAUUUAGGGUGUGAAACUGGGAGUUGUGGUGACACAGCAGCCACGUGUGUGAAUGUGUGUACGUGUGCAUGUGUGUUUACUGAGAUCUCAGGAGAUUUCAUUUCAUUAAACAGCCUCGUGCACCUAAGCUGUGGGGACAUCAAAAGAAUAUGGUCCAUCUCCCAUCUAGGGCUUCCCUUCUCUAUUCUGAUGGAAUAACUUGAGGGCAAAUACAGGAAGAUUAGUUUUAGGAAAAAGUAUAUAAGUUCAACAUUAAGGAGAAACUGGUUUGGGGUAGAAAGCAAGGCAUGUAGUUAGGUAAUUUCCGGGCACAGGCUCGCUUGGUCCAGAGAAGUAGUCUACCUCUUGUGACAAGGGGAGAUUUCGGGAGUAGUUUGAGCAUUGGCAGGCCAAUGCCCUGGUAGGCUGAUAGUGUAGAGGUAGGAAGGGAGGGAGACCAGGGAUUUACGACAGUCAUGGUGAGUCGAAUCUUGGGUCAAAGGGAAGAGCUGUCAUUGCUAAGCUGGUGGGUUACUUCCUAGCCCAUGACUUAGGGAAGGGUUAGUCUAGAGAGAAGGUGAAGAUUAGCAAAUAAACGUUGUGAAAUUGCCAAAUAUGUGUGGUUGCAUAAAGUGCAGGCUAGCUCUUUGUAGCUAUAUAUGAUUUCAAACUGCUGGUGAUGGGGUUAUCAGGACCUCUGGUCUUUCCUGCACUCAGCUCCUAUUCCCAUCUCCUUGUUCACAGAACUUUGCCUUUGGGGUAGAGAGGUAGGGAACCAUAUAUUUUCAAAAGAUGUUAUAAGUAGUUGCUAUCUCUAGUUCUCUGGGAUGUGACUGGCUUUUAAAUUAGUCAUAAAUGUUUGAUAAAAAUCUGAUUUAUGCUAAGUCUUAGGUUGACAUCUCAGGCUAUGACAACUGUGACCUUCAAGAGGUCUGUGCUUUGGGGAAUCUGUGGUUUCUGGUCAUGCAAAAAAGACAGUUGCCAGUUCUACUUUAUCUCCUACAUACUCAAUGUUCUAGACAUUCCUCUUAGUAGAGGAAUCAGUAAUUCUCCCUGUAUCUUCUCUGUCAAUUUCAGUGUCCAUGUUCAGAGUCUCUGCAUUUUCCUGAAGUGUAGGAGAAGGCUUGCCCCCAGGGCCCCCGGCUUUCACUUUAACUAGCAUCAGAAAUACUAUCCCAUAUGUUCUCUAUGCUACUUCAUCAGCUUCUCGAAAUGUCUUCAUUUGCAGGAGAAUUAGCACCUCCUCCAAGGACUCUUAAGCAAUCUUCGCUAGUUCAUUCCUACAUUUUCCUCUGACUUCUCAGGUUCCCAAGCCCAUCCUGGCAGGACAUUCAACACACAUUGGAUGUUCUCAGCCUUCUUGACUUUCUUUUAGUUGUACUUGUCAGGCCCCCUCUGUAAGGCAGAAAUCCUUCCUGCUGGCCCUGACUGCCCAAAUGCUACAUCAUCUGAGUUCUGCCCCCUUUUACUGACUCAGCUUUUCCAAACCUCUCUCCCCUCCUUUCUGCCUUUUCCUCCAUCUUUCAAGUUCUCCUUGGAGGGAAGAAGUUCUUGGUCAGAGGUCCUAAUAACCACCACCAGUUGGGGGUGGCGAGAGAGGUGGGGAGGCUGGACAGUUCUGUGGGCUUUUCCAAAAGGGGACUUCAUGGUUAUUGGCCUUAUUUAGGAUGAGGGAUUAAGGAGUCUCAAGGCCUCGGGCUCAUCCAUAUUUCAGUGUAAACAGGAAAAAAAAAAAAAAACCUCCAAAACCCAAAUAGAAGGGUUUUUUCUACCAGAUGCAUUCUUUAUGAUUCUUGGUUCCCUUGGGGUCUUAUAUUAAUUUCAGAGAAUGGAUAGUUGGCUCCAUUCACAUUUCUUUUCCAGAAAGGAGGCUAAUUUUCAUAACCAAAGGAGGUGUGAACUUAACUAUAUCAUUGCUUGAAGCUUGAAAAGAGGAAAGGAGUGUUAUGUGAAUCUUCUCAAUAGGAAAAUUCAGAAAGUGGAAUGAUUUACCCGAAGGCAUAAUUCUUUUAGGAGAUUCUGUGCUCAAAGGAAGUGGAAGAGUUUCUGAUCCUUCUGAAUAGAAACGGAAGAGCAUUUUCUUAAACCUAACCCACUUUCAGCACUGGAGAAUACAGAAUUUUGCUUCUAGCUGAUGGUAUUAAUAUUUCUGAGAGACAGAGUGCGCCCACCCACAGCCCCUUUUGGAGCCCAGCAGAAAUCAACAGAGCUUGGGUUCUCUUAGCAGGUUUGCAGUUGACUCCAACAUACAGGUUUCUCACACGUGCAAUAACGUUGGAAACAGAAGUUCCAAACUGAAUGUGCAAUUACUCCUUUUGCAAAAGAGGCCAAAAUCCUCCCAACUCCUCUCUCCCAUAUUUACUCCUCCAAGAUGAUAAGCCUCCCUCUCGUUUAUCUGUGUCUGUCUGUCCGGUUGCUUUGAUAAGGCUGCCCUCCGAAGCAAACGGUGUCAGGUGGAGAGCGGAGCAACCUUCCCACGGAAGGGGACAGCUUGAGGUGCUGGUACAUUUCCCUCGUUUUCUGUGUUCUUCUUUCUAGUACGUCUCAUGUAGAGAUAGAGAUAUUUUUGUUUUAGAGAUUCCAAAGUAUAUAUUUUUAGUGUAAGAAAUGUACCCUCUCCACACUCCACCGUGUAAAUAGAACCGAGAACAGAUGUGUCGUUGUGAUAGUCCCCUAGCGAUCUGCGGUAGGAAUAGGACCCCCUCCCUCACCACCAAGUCUCACAGUCUGUGUCUGGGAACCAGGCGAGGUGGCGGUGUCGCUUCUGCCUGCCCAGACCUUGCUGUGCUCAAUGGGUGAAAAAUAAAAUCUGUGUAACUGUUCA